CCAAAAUUCCUACUCGACUUAAACGCACCAUCCGGCAAUGGGAAGUGGACUGACGUUUUUGUUUUUUUUUUCUUUUCAAGCUGUGAUGUAGCCUACAAAGCUAGCUCCUGCGAGGCACACCGAAGCUACCCGACUAAUGUCCCGCUGGAGAUGUUUUUUUGUAGAAAAGUUUUAAUUAUUACUGUUAACUAGAAAAGGAGAAUUACGGACGGAACUCCAGCUUGAACAACAAGCUGAGUAUUAUGCUGGACGUGGGGAAGUGGCCUGUGUUUGCACUCCUUCCUCCAGAGGAGCUACGGCUUAUCCGGCAAGCUUGUGUCUUUGGCAGUGCUGCUAACGAAGCUCUUUAUGUCACCGUUAACGAUGAGGUCUUUGCUUUAGGCACCAACUGCAGUGGCUGUUUGGGUCUGGGAGACCUUCAAAGCACCAUCGAGCCACGCAGGAUUGAUGUUUUGUGUGGGAAGAAGAUUGUGUCCCUAAGCUAUGGGACUGGACCACAUGUGGUUAUCGCAACAGCAGAUGGUGAGGUGUUUGCCUGGGGCCAUAAUGGAUACAGCCAACUGGGCAACGGGACCACGAACCACGGGCUGACCCCUUCGUUGGUGUCCACCAACCUCCUUGGCAAAAGGGUGACAGAGGUAGCCUGCGGUUCCCAUCACACCAUCGCCCUGACCACUGAUGGAGAGGUGUUCGCGUGGGGCUACAACAACUCGGGCCAAGUGGGUUCUGGGUCCACUGCCAAUCAGCCAACACCGCGCCGGGUCAGCAGCUGCCUGCAGAGCAAAGUGGUGGUCAACGUGGCCUGUGGCCAACUCUGCUCAAUGGCUGUUCUGGACAACGGAGAGAUCUAUGGUUGGGGCUACAACUGCAACGGCCAACUAGGUUUGGGGAACAAUGGAAACCAGCAGACCCCGUGUAGAAUCGCUGCCCUCCAGGGGGUCAAUGUAGUUCAGGUAGCGUGUGGAUAUGCACACACACUGGCGCUUACAGACGAAGGGUUCGUCUACGCCUGGGGGGCCAACUCGUACGGACAGUUGGGGACGGGCAAUAAAAGCAACCAAGCUCUCCCGACGCUAAUAAACACGGACAAGGAGAGGAUGGUGGAGGUGGCUGCGUGUCACACCAGCCACACGUCAGCUGCUAAGACGCAGAGCGGACAGGUCCUGAUGUGGGGUCAGUGUCGCGGUCAGGCGGUGUCCAGCCCACACCUCACCCACUUCAGCAGCACGGAUGACGUGUUCGCCUGCUUCGCCACUCCAGCGGUGACGUGGCACCUCCUGUCAGUCGACGGUGACGAUUAUCUGACAGUGGCUCAGUCUUUGAAGAAGGAGUUUGACAGUCCGGAGAUCUCCGACCUGAAGUUUUUAGUGGAUGGAAAAUGCAUCCAUGUUCACAAAGCGCUGCUGAAGAUCAGGUGCGAGCAUUUCCGCGCGCUGUUGAACGAGACGGACGAAGACGCCAUUGAAAUUCACCAAUUCUCAUACCUGGUGUACCGAGCCUUUCUGGAAUAUCUCUACACAGACAGCAUUAACCUGCCACCAGAGGAUGCUAUCGGACUGCUGGAUCUGGCCACGUUCUACCGAGAGACCAGGCUGAAGAGGCUCUGUCAGGAGACCAUCAAGAGGGGAAUUUCUGAGGAGAACGCCAUCACUCUCCUCUCCGCCGCCGUCAAGUAUGAGGCCCGGCCCUCUUCAUUUUUAGGACCUGGAGGAGUUCUGCUUCAAGUUUUGUGUCAACCACCUAACCGCUGUCACGCAGACCCAGGCCUUUGCAGACAUGGACCAUGACCUGCUCAAGACCUUCAUUAGUAAAGCCAGUCGCUAUGGGGCCUUCAAAAACUGACUAACGGGCUGGACUGGAGAUGUUUGCUCCUGUGGCGAAAGACGGCCAACUAAAGCCGGACAGAUCCCAUCUGUGGAGACACUAAAGAGGCAGGCGCUUCCUCCUACUGACUGUUUCGGCGUUCCGAAAGGAGUGGACGCCACGCUCGGCUUUGUUUCGGUCACACUCGGAAGACGCACAAACGGGUGUGGGGAUGCCGGUCGGUGCUUUAUCCAAAACUGUGGCGACAAAUGAGUUUUUCGUGUGAUAAAAUCACACUAGAAGGAGAAAAAAAAAAAACUAAAAUAUCGUCUGUUACUCAUAAAAACUCAAUCAACCCCUCACAUUGUGCUUCUUUUAUACCCUAAUGUUUGCUGAUGCCGCCUUAUCAAAGGUAUCUUUGCGCGUGUACUGAUUUGCACAUGGGCUUCUUUUUUUUUUACAUUAACCUGAAGAAACUAAACCUAUUUUGAGUAAAUGAUGAAGCAGUUUACAGUCCUUUUGGCACAUGCAGCACACAUCUCCUCACUACAGUACAGCUGAAUAAACAUCUGCCACCUUUGUUUUGCACACUUUGUCAUUUAUAACAGAUUCUUGUGCCGUCUUAUCUUUGUAUUAGGCUUUCCUAACUCAUCUGUAAUCAUUUGGUCGUUCAAACACUUGUUUAAAAGUCAUCUUGACUAAUGCUUGUUAGGAAAGAACACAACAUAGAAACAUAAAUUGACAAACUUUGAGACCUGACUUGCACAGACAUGCUGAAUACUGCGGGGUUUUUUGUUUUGCAAUAAAGUUACUUCCUUGUAUUUGGUAUGUUUACACCUUUUUGUUUCUAACUCGAACGCUGCUUCUUGGUCAUAUUUGUAAAAAUGUGUUUAUUCAUUUCUCCUGAUGCCACCCCUCUGGUAAUGAAGUAGUGUUUGCAUAACUUCAUUUUCAAUAAACUGCAUUCACUUUGUUGCAUAACUA
This is a messenger RNA of Oryzias melastigma (Indian medaka), 2787 nucleotides long. RefSeq names its product regulator of chromosome condensation (RCC1) and BTB (POZ) domain containing protein 2 (gene rcbtb2). The record is from RefSeq and is a predicted model, not a curated record. The coding region runs from base 243 to 1787 and encodes 514 amino acids. NCBI's taxonomy places the organism in Eukaryota, Metazoa, Chordata, Actinopteri, Beloniformes, Adrianichthyidae. The transcript is spliced from 12 exons. Gene Ontology annotation, molecular function: protein binding.